Messenger RNA from Camponotus floridanus (Florida carpenter ant), 2717 nucleotides. RefSeq names its product larval serum protein 1 alpha chain. The transcript is spliced from 7 exons. The record is from RefSeq and is a predicted model, not a curated record. The coding region runs from base 221 to 2284 and encodes 687 amino acids. NCBI's taxonomy places the organism in Eukaryota, Metazoa, Arthropoda, Insecta, Hymenoptera, Formicidae.
AAUUGACGCCGCUAUCGAUCCUGGAUCGCGAAAUCCAGGGACGCUCUCUGAUACGGGCGCUCGUCGCAUACAGUCGGCUUUGCAUUGUCAUCAGUGCAGUUUUCGGGAGAGUUGCCGCUAUCAAGAUCAGCGGCAACUCAAGAAGACGAAAUCAUCGACGAGGAUCAACCCCGGACACGGGAGCGAAUAUCGUGAGCCGAUCCGCGAAGCAAGCACGAGGAUGAAAGCGAUUGCGUUGUUCCUGACGGCUACGUGCCUGGUUCAGGUAUCUAUCUCACGCUCGCGAAUACCUGCCCGCCGCCAACACACCGCCGACAAUGCCUACCUGAUUAAGCAGAAGAACAUCUACGAGCUAUUCUGGCACAUCGACCAACCCACCGUCUAUCACCCGGAGCUCUACCAAAAGGCGCAAUCCUUCAACUUCCAAGACAACCUCGCUUCGUUCAACAAUCAGGCAGCGGUUACCGAGUUCCUACAGCGAUUGGAAUACGGAAUAGUCCCGCGAGGAAUACUGUUCUCCGGCGACCAACAUUACCAUGAAGCGAUCAAUCUGUUCUAUGUCUUCCUCAGCGCCAAGGAUUUUGAGACCCUUUAUAAUGUUGCCGUUUGGGCGCGUUUCAAUGUGAAUGAAUACGUGUAUAUUUACGCGUUGAUGGUUGCCGUCCUGCAUCAUCCCGACACCAGACGCAUCCAUCUACCCCCGCUUUACGAAAUACUCCCCCAUUACUUCUUCAACGAGGAAGUUAUACAUAAGGCCCAUCACAUCGCCUUGGGCAACAGGCAAAGUGCCGUGAAUGAAACAGUCGGAAGUGUAAAUUACUAUUACAUUCCUGCCAACUACAGCGACUGGUACAUAGUGCACGACCAUGGGGUUUCGGAUUAUCAUAAAUUAAGCUACUUCACCGAGGACGUCGGUUUGACUUCUUUCUAUGUCGCAAGCAUCCACGACUUCCCACACUGGCUAAGCAGCGAUACACAUAAUUUGCUCCCGUUCUUCCGCGGCGAAUGGUAUUUGUACUUGCAUCAUCAGAUUCUCGCUCGUUAUAAUCUGGAGAGACUGUCGAAUAAUCUCAUCGACGUCGAGUACGUUGACAUAAACAAGCCCGUCGUUCCUUAUUAUCCGAAGCUGCAACAUCCCAAUGGAGCGUCGUUCCCCCAACGUCCCGUUGGUUUCAAGAUCCCUGUUAACAUGCACGAGGAUGUCCAGGCCCUGCAGGACGCCCAUGUUCGCAUUUCCGACGCCAUUGCCAGCGGCCAUAUCGUUGACGCGAACGGCAAUCCAAUCGAUAUUUACAAGACCGUGGACGGUCUCAAUCAACUCGGCAACAUUAUCCAAGGAAACGCCGAUUCCGUCAAUCCCGGGUACUAUGGACAAAUGGACUCAUUGUACAGGAAAGUCUUUGGGGUAACCCCGGUACACCACACCACCUCGAACAACGUUAUCCCUAGCGCUCUUGAUAUGUUGAGCACCUGUUUGAGAGAUCCCCUGUUUUAUAGGAUACACAAGAAUAUUGUUAGCUACUGGACGAAAUACAAGCAACACUUGCCGAAAUACACACACGAGGAACUCGUCUUCCCAGGCGUGCAUGUCGAAUCCGUCACCGUUGACCAACUGGUAACAUUCUUCGAUCACUUUGACUCGUUGAUCAGCAACGCUGUGCCCGUGAGCAGCCACAAACAGGCGCAAUCGACGAUGAUCAAAGCGCGUCAGAACCGUCUUAAUCACAAGCCCUUCAGCUAUCAUGUCACAGUCCAUAGCGACAAGUACGUCAAGGCGGUCGUUCGCGUUUUCAUUGGACCCAAAUAUGACGUUUACGGCCGUGAAGUAGACAUAAGCGAGAGCCAUUAUAACUUCUUUGAGAUGGAUCAGUGGGUCGUUGACCUGAUACCUGGUCCCAACGAACUCAACCGCUGCAGCUACGAGUUUCUCUAUGCCGCUCCAGAUGAGGUCCCAAGCGAUGUCCUGUACAGGAAGGUCGUGAAGGCUCUCGAGAAUGACGAACUCUUCGCCUAUUCAGAACAGCUUUAUGGCUUCCCUGAUCGUCUGCUAAUUCCCAAAGGCAAGAAGAAGGGCUUGACGUUCAAACUCUUCGUGGCUGUGUCGAGUUUUAGCAAAACGCUUGGCUUAUACAUGGAUUCCCCCGUCUGGGGUUCCAACGUAUUGGACGAUCGUUGGUUGGGAUACCCACUUGAUAGACCGAUUCCUUUCAACUUCAGCAAAAUACCCAAUUUCUUCAUGAAGGACGUCGUGAUUACUCAUAAGCAGGGGGAUAAGUUGCAUUGAACCAACGUGUAACAAUAAUGUUUUGCAAUCGUCCCAUUAUGACGUCAGAUUAUACUCCUUAUAACUUUAUUUAGCACGCGCGAUCGCGUUAGCUAAGAGAGAGAUAUAUAGAUAAGAGAUAUGGAUACCUUGCCUUUAGCAUUUUACGUGUAACACGUAAAUUACAUCUCCCAGAAGAAGAAAUAAAUUUUACAAAACACCCUCUCACAUUUAUCUCUGUCUUUCUGUGCUGUAUCUUUUAAUUUCAGUUGAUCUUCUUUGAUUUCUCUCUCGAUUCUUCGAUUUAUUCGUAAAAGUACAUUCCAUUAAAAAAUUGCGAAAUUAAAAGCAUAUGUUUAUCAACUAUUUUCAUCGUUGGAUAAUUAAAAUAAACAGUCGAAUAAGAAAUAAGCUUUUUUAGUACGUAAGCAAAAUCACGUGUCUUUUCCGAUUG